Molecule: messenger RNA, 2605 nt
Organism: Penaeus chinensis
Lineage: Eukaryota; Metazoa; Arthropoda; Malacostraca; Decapoda; Penaeidae
Exons: 4
Coding region: 239-2395 (718 amino acids)
Source: RefSeq, a predicted model, not a curated record
CCUAAAUCGUUUAAGUCAAGCGCCAAGAAAGCUAUAUAUCAGUAUGAAUUAACACAUCAACACAAAUAAAUUAGGCCUCACACGUCAAGGAAGGACACGUCGCUCGGGCGCUCGGGCUUUAGGACUGCGACUGAAAAUAAGAGUGCAAAAUAUUUGUCACGUCCCUUGGAAUUACACCAAGCAAUCACCAUGGGAUCCACACUUUGAGUGAUACCAUCCUAAUUAACAUUUGGCCAUUAUGGAUGAAGAGAGCCUAGAUGCAGAGCUGCAUGUGAAGGCAGGAGAAGAUGGGGUGGAAAUUAAGGACAUUUGUGAGGAAACUUACCCAGAAUUAAAGAAUGAAAAUGAUGUUUGCCUGAAUGCAGUUGAUAAUAUUUAUAUAAAGACUGAGAGUGAAAUGGACAUCAAGGAUGAAUGUCAAUUUUCUGAGGAAUCCGAGAACUUUGAAUGCAAGACAAAUAAAUGUUACUCAGAUGUUAAAAUGACAAAUGAGGAAGAUGUUUGCAUUAGUCAGACCAAUAAUACGUAUAUUAAAAGUGAAGAUGAUGCAGACAUCAGGGACAAGUGUACCAUUACUGAAGAAACAGAAAACUUGGAUGAAAUAAAUUUUAAUGACUUUGAUAUAGAAGUGAAACAUGAGAAUAAUACUUGCCUUAAUAAUGAGAGCACUGUCUUUAUUAAGCCUGAAGACAUUAAGGAUGACUGUUCAUUUUAUGAAGAAACUGAAAGUUUUGAUGAUGGAUCAACUGAACAGCAUGGUUGCAUAUAUGUUGAUAGGAAGGAAACUACAACUAAAGAUUUUGAGGACUCUAGGAAAAUUCAGUGUACAAAUAGUAAUUUGACAAUGCAGAUAAAAACACAUACAGCAGUUACAGACCGAAUUGGAUAUUCAAAUGAGAAACCUUGUAAAUGUGAGAUAUGUACAAAAAAAUUAUCUCAAGAGAGUAUUUUAAGAAAACAUAUAAAGCAACAUUUUAAUGAGAAGCUUUUCAGCUCUGAGGUAUGGAGUAAAAAAUCUGCAAGGAAAGAUACUCUAGUAAAUCAGAUGCAAAGACAAAUAAAUGAAAAAUCACACACAUGUGAAGUAUGCCGUAAAAAAUUCUCAACUAGAAAUAGUUUAGUAACACACAGGAGAGUUCAUACAAAGGAGAAAUCUAUUGCAAUACCUCCAGCUCCUAGACAUGGUCCACCAGUGCGUGCCCAGCAACACAGAGUGAUGGAUCGCAGGCAGCAACUGAGAGUCCUGUACCUUUUGUAUUUAAGAAAAAAGAAAAGGCAGUGCAGAAUCCACUGGAUUCACCCAACUAAUGAACAAAGAGAUACUCUAGGAGCAUUUGCAACAUUGUAUAAAGAAUUAAGAAGUGAUCAUGUAAAGUUCUUUGGGUAUUUUUGUAUGUCCAUGAACACUUUUGAUGCACUCCUACAAUGCCUACAUCUCCAUCUACAACAUGAAAACACCAAAAUGAGAGAUGCUAUUCCACCAGUAGAGAGAUUAGCAGUCACCAUUAGGUACCUAGCAAGUGGCCAUACCUUUACAGACUUGCACUAUGCCUUCAGGAUGGGAAUAUCUACUAUAUCUGGCAUUGUGAAUUCUGUAUGUCAGACCAUAUGGGCUGUUCUUCUGGAAAAAUGUAUUCCAAGGCCUUCAAUAAAGAAGCUGGAGGGAAUAGCAGAAGGCUUUGAGAAGAAAGCAUAUUUCCCACAUUGCAUUGGUGCUGUGGAUGGUAAGCAGAUAAGGACUACCAAAUCUCAAGGAAGUGGUUCAGUGCACUCCAACUACAAAGACUGUUUUUCUGUUCUACUGAUGGCAGUAGCAGAUUCUGAUUAUCGUUUUACUUUUGUGGAUGUUGGUGGUUAUGGAAAUGCUUGUGAUACAUCUAUUUUCAAAAACACCUCUUUCUGGAAAAGUAUUGAUGAAAAUGAACUUCCUUUGCCUGAGCCUAAACCUCUGCCAGGAUCAGACCAUCCAUGUGUGCCAUAUGUUAUUGUGGGUGAUGAAGCAUUUGGACUACACUCUAACUUGAUGAGGCCCUUUGGUGGCAAGCAAUUAAGUAUUGCAAAGAGAGUGUUCAAUUACCGCUUAAAUAAAGCAAGGUUAUAUGUAGAACAUGCCUUUGCUAUUUUAAAUAAUAAGUGGAAAAUAUUACAUCGUCCUCUUAAUGUGUCACCGGAACUUGCAGUAAAUAUUGUUAAAGCUUGCUGCAUUCUACACAAUUUUGUGCAAGAACGAGAGAGAUAUAAUUUUGAAGAUACAGUGACAGUAAUUGGGCUAGAUGAUGUUCCUCGUUCAUUAUCAGUGCGAUCCGGUACUCCUGCCAAUUUUAUAAGAAAUGCAUUUACAGACUAUUUCAUGAGUAAAACUGGGACUCUCUCAUGGCAGUUCUCAAAAAUAUAAUGUAGCUGUAUAGGUGAGCACCUUGUCAUACAGUAGACUAUAUUUCUUUGGACAUGUGCGUAAAAUUUAUUCCAAAGAACUGAAUUUUUAAAACUGUAAAAAGUUUUGGGGUAGUGAUAAAUAAAUUGCAAUUAUAUAAAAUAUAGCUGUGGUAUUUAUUUACCUUAGCCUCUAUCAAAAUAUAUAUUUUGUAAUAAAAUUUGUUCUGAA